AAUCAGCAGGGGUCCAGAAGGUCCUACUACCCAUACCACUCUCUAAAGCCUACUAAUUCAGCAGUGCGUGCUGCUGCUGUGUGGUGCUGUUCGCCUAAGCCAAGGCGCAGAGCAGUUGUGUUCUAUAGUUUGCAUUUCUCUGAUAUAUAUACGGGUUUCGUCCGGCCAUGGCUGCCGCUGCACAGAUCAGCUCAGCUGCUCUCAGGAUCCCGGAGAGGGCUGUCUAUGGCGGCUCGUUCGCCACAUUCUCGGGAUUGUCGGCCGAGAAGACGUUCGCCGCUCGCAUGACUGUCAACGUGCAAGGUCAAGCCCGCCACUCGGCUCUGCUAGUCGAGGCCAGGGAGGCGACUCGGAGAGAGAAGGUCAAGGCGCGCCACUUGCGGAUUCGCAAGAAGCUGAAUGGCACCACGGAGAGGCCACGCCUCGCUGUCUUCCGCUCCAACAACCACAUCUACGCGCAGGUGAUUGACGACACCCAGCAGCACACUCUUGCUGCCGCUUCCACCCUUCUACCCGCCCUUCGUGAGGAGCUGAAGCUGACUUCCGGCCCCACUGUGGAGGCAUCGCGGCGUGUGGGUCAGGAGAUUGCAAAGAUCUGCUUGGAGAGGGGCAUCAGCAAGGUGGCCUUCGACCGUGGCGGUUUCGUGUACCACGGCCGCAUCCAGGCUCUUGCUGAUGGUGCACGUGAGGGCGGGCUUGAGUUCUGAAAAGUGGUUGUGAAUGGUCUGCGGUUGUAUGCACACUAGCUGUAUGGAGCCAAAUCUGUGCUCAUGUGGAAUAAUGCAAAGUUUCCAUAUCGAAUAGAAGGAAGUACAGCCACAAUCAUUUUCUUGAGCUAUUGCAGAUCUGAAGUCAUGUCAUGGCUAUGUCGCAACUGCUCGGUGAGCAAUAUGGGCCUACGCAUUUUGUUCACAUCUU
Closterium sp. NIES-67 is the source of this 918-nucleotide messenger RNA. The record is from the annotation of a GenBank genome assembly. Lineage: Eukaryota; Viridiplantae; Streptophyta; Zygnematophyceae; Desmidiales; Closteriaceae.